Messenger RNA from Lepisosteus oculatus (spotted gar), 4750 nucleotides. RefSeq names its product solute carrier family 30 member 7 (gene slc30a7). Gene Ontology annotation, cellular component: Golgi apparatus; membrane; cytoplasmic vesicle. The record is from RefSeq and is a predicted model, not a curated record. Gene Ontology annotation, molecular function: zinc ion transmembrane transporter activity. NCBI's taxonomy places the organism in Eukaryota, Metazoa, Chordata, Actinopteri, Semionotiformes, Lepisosteidae. Gene Ontology annotation, biological process: intracellular zinc ion homeostasis; zinc ion import into Golgi lumen.
UCCACCGCAACAAGCCUGUGACUCCGGGUAUCCGGCCAGUCAGUGCAGCUUCAGUGCCGGGGUUCGGUGUUGGGCUGAUAAAAAUGUUACCUUUGUCUAUUAAAGAUGAUGAAUACAAACCUCCCAAAUUCAACCUCGUGGGCAAGAUCUCGGGAUGGUUUAGAUCUAUCCUUUCGGAUAAAACCUCUCGAAACCUGUUCUUCUUCCUUUGUCUGAAUCUCUCCUUCGCUUUUGUGGAGCUGCUGUAUGGGAUAUGGAGUAACAGCCUGGGGCUCAUAUCAGAUUCUUUUCACAUGUUCUUUGACUGCACGGCCCUACUGGCUGGCCUGGCGGCAUCCGUGAUCUCGAGGUGGAGGUCCAACGAUGCCUUCUCCUACGGGUAUGUGAGGGCUGAGGUCCUGGCUGGGUUUGUGAACGGUCUCUUUUUAAUCUUCACAGCUUUUUUCAUCUUCUCUGAAGGAGUGGAGAGAGCGCUUGAACCCCCAGAUGUCCAUCACGAGAGGUUGCUACCAGUGUCAGUGGCCGGACUCCUGGUUAAUCUGGUUGGCAUCUUUGUGUUCCAGCAUGGCGGCCAUGGGCACUCCCAUGGAGAUGAAGGCCAUGGUCACAGCCAUUCACUGUUCAAUGGCAGUCUGAGUCAUGGACACGGUCAUGGAGGCUUUAGCCAUGGGCACGAGUUGAAGCACGGGCACGACGACCAUGGGCACGGGCACGGGCACGACGACCAUGGGCACGACGACCAUGGGCACGGGCAUGGGCACGACGACCAUGGGCACGGGCACGGCCACCAUGGGCAUGGGCACGAUCACCAGGAGACGCAUUGCCAUGAGGAUCACUCAAACACGCCAGGAAAGGGCUCCAGUAAACAGAUUUUACAAGGAGUCUUUCUGCACAUCGUAGCAGACACCCUAGGAAGUAUUGGAGUCAUCAUUUCAGCUAUAUUAAUGCAGAAAUAUGACCUCAUGAUAGCUGACCCUAUCUGUUCCAUGUUGAUCGCCAUUCUCAUAGGAGUGAGUGUGGUGCCACUGCUGAAGGAAUCUAUUGGUAUACUGAUGCAGCGCACUCCUCCAUCUCUCGAUCACACGCUCCCGGAGUGCUACCAACGGGUUCAGCAUCUCCAGGGGGUUUACAAUUUACAGGAGCCCCAUUUCUGGACACUCUGCACAGAUGUUUACAUUGGUACUUUGAAGCUGCUGGUAGCCCCUGACGCUGAUGCCCGCUGGAUUCUCAGCCAGACGCAUAACAUCUUCACCCAGGCAGGUGUGAGGCAGCUUUAUGUGCAGAUCGACGUGGCUGCCAUGUGACACCCCUGUGUGGGAGGGCCCUGGGACCAGAGGCUCCCUGGUACUGUAGGGAUCUGUCGACUUGUCCUCAUCUCUCUGGGUCAAGCUAAAGGGACCAAAACAGAGGCGGAACCACCAGGCUCUCGCCAGUCUUCAUAAAAACUUGCCAGUGUGAUUUCUUCAAGACAAGAUGAACCUUGUAGUCUGUUCAGUCUCUGAACCCAGUAUUUUUUUAUUUUUUAAGAAGGAUUUUUUAAGUAAUGAAAACUUUCAAAUCUUACUUUGUAAGCGUGCUUGCCAUGGAUUCUGUAAAAUCCAGGGUAGUUCAAAUACGCUAAUGUCUCUUUUUUUUCUUUAUGUAAAUGUCAUCUCUGCAGCUGAUAACAUCAUGUAGAAGGAAAAUAAUCGAAUUGGCUGAUUUGCACUUUGCAGACUUUGCAGAGCCAGACCAUAUUUUUGGUUUCCAAAGUGCCUUUUUUUAAUCAUCAUGGAUAAUAAGGACAAUCCAGGGCCUUGUGUGGAAAAAACCAUGUGGACAUCUGGAAUAAAUGGAGCUCAGCACUGCCGCUGGUGUGGUGUGUGAACAGCCAAGUGCUGCCCACUUACAGCUGUCUUGCAGUCUGAACACUUGUCCUCAUCAGCAGCUUUCUAAGCAAUCUGUCAGUUCAGGAGAAUUCCACUUGAUCAUUGAAACACAUAUGUACCUCUGGACAGGCCAGCUUAGUUGAAAUUUAUUUCAACCCACUUAAAGGGUAAAUGUGAAGAGAAGACGUACCACAAAAGAAGUUCUCACACGAUUGUGGUCCUGCAGAUUCUCCUCAGUUUUACUGUAUCUGUUUGUUGCAGGCCAGGUAUCUUUCUGCAAUGUAACAAACAGUUUCCACAGCUGAGUACUGUGCUUUCUAAUGAAUUUAUUAAUUUUAUUAUCUUUUGAAGAGGUGUAAAUGAAAGCAGGGGUUGGACAUUAGGAAGCAUACCCAUGUGUGACCCAUUGCAGUUAUUGUCAUUAAAUGAAAUCAGUGGCCAUUUUUGUUAAUUUAAGGUCUUUAAUUUCAUUUUAGGCCUUUUAAUUUUUCAUAAGUUUUUGUCAGGUUAAUUCAAUCUUGUUUAUGUCCCCUGAUCAUUCAAAACAAGCCCUUUUGUUUUGUGUUGAAAGUGCCAGUAAAAGUAUUUGAAAAUCUUCUGAAUUUCACUGUCCAUUCUGAAGGAGCAGACAAACCAAGAUGCUCGUCCUUUAGAAAGUCAAACAGAAUGAAUCAGGGCACUUAAUAGUUCUCUAUUUAGCAAUCACUGAUUGCAAAGUUGAAAGUGUUAAAGUAGGCUAUUAUCUGCCCCUAAAGCUCAUGAGAAAUCUCACAGAAGGAAUGAAUAAACAUCUUCUCCAGUAUAAGUGUGCAAUGACAAGUACCAUAAUUGAAACGCAUUAAAGCGCAGUGAAAUAAAUAGAGAUUUAUAGACUUUCAGGUCAAAUAGCAUGGCUACUGUGUGAAUGCCCUGUGCUGGACAAUUUAGAUACUCGCUGAAGAACACUGAACAGAAUGAGGGAACCGUGUGUACAUACUGUGUGGGGUAAAAAGUUCCCCCUGACAUCAUAACUCCAGACCUUCACUGUUACCCCACAACUUAAACAAUGUUGAUUAUCCAGAUAACAUUUGUUAAAUCCAAGUCUGUUUUAGGUCUGUUUUUUUUCAAUAGAAUAUACAGAUAGGAUAUGCACUCAAAAGUACUGUAAUAACAACCAUGUGUUUAUGAUUGAGAAGAACACUGUUGAGAAUCUUCAAACGAUCCCAGCACACAUCUUGCCAGGUGUUUUUCUCCACCAGAUCAUUUUUGUUUUCUGUAGCACAGCCAGAUACACCUCAAGCAUUGCUAUUCGCAUGUCUUCAUGGACAGUGUCACAUCUUUUAGAGAUUCAUUUCUAAGGUGAGAGUCAGCGCCAUAUUACCCCAAGAUUUUUGAGUUAAGAUCAUAUAAGGAGGUUAUCUGCAUCUGUAGAUUGGAAGGGCUCCUUCAUAAUGGACUAAACAUUGCUUUUUUCAUUUUUAAAGAUGUUCUUCAAAUUUUCCCUUCUUGAGUGUUGUAGACUAUUACUUGUAAGCUGCUGGUUAUAAUGGUCACAGUCCUGAGUAAGCAGUAAAUAUGGACUUUUUAAUGAUGUACCGUUCCUGGAGGUGGAAGAAGUUCUUGACUGAUUCUGAUCUCAAGAAACAGUGGCGCUCACUUUUUGGUCUGCAUUUUGCACAGUAUACUGAGCAGUGUCUAUUCACAGACUUUUUGUGUGAAUUAGCUUCGAUCUGUACCUGUAUUAUUCUGCGUGUGUGAAAUGUGACAUCUGUGCACAUUUCACCCAAGCAUACAGUCCGUGAUUAACAGUAAGUGGACAGGUAAAUCUGCUUGUUACCAGGCCAGCAGUGAACCUGAACAUUUCACGGCUAGUCUGGCUCUUUGUGGAAAUUAUCGAUCAUACAAAUAAAACCAAUUCCAAAUAUACUCUGAAUUUGUUUUAAACUCAUUUUUUAAUGUCUCCUGGGAAGUGUUAAUUAAAAAUAUUUAUAUGCUUGAUUAACUUUAAAGAGAAAUUCACACAGGGCAAAGUUAUGUGUAAUACUAGAUUCAGUCCAGCUGUUUGGUCCAAUACCCUGAUUUAAAUUCCACCCACCCACACUUCAUUUGCUUUUUGACAGGCUCACUCUCUGCCAAGUGUCUCAUCCAGUUUUGUGUAGAAACAUCACCUGACAUCCAUUUCACAAAUUGAAAAUUAAUCAUAUAUGCAAUCUUUUUGUAAAAAUGCUUGGGUUAAAGGUUUUUGUACAUAUACAGCCACCUAUAUGAAAGUGAAAUGUUUAUAUUGUAAACAGAUUAAGUGUUGGCAAACGCAGUAACUGGGAAGUUCAUUUAUGCCUUCACAUUUGCAUGCUCCUUUAUAAAAAAUAAAUAAAAAGGGGUUUUGUUUUAAGUGUAUUAUGAUGUUUACAGCAGAUACAGAGCAUCAUGAGGGUUAGUACAAAGGGGAUCUGUUUACAUGCACAUUGUUUCCAGGUGAAGCAUCAUAUAAAGGUGAGACUGUCACGGUUAUACAACAGCUUUGUUGAAACAAGAUGCAGCCAUUAACACAUUUGAUAAGGUGGUAGGAAAGUACAGCAAUAAAAUUUCAUGAAUUAUAAAGCAUCUCCUGUGAAAAUGUAGAAGAUCUGUUUAAUCAAUAUACUGUAUGUAUAAGUGUGAGAGAAGGCAGUACACUGUGUAUAUGUACAUCUCACUUUUCAGAAAAGCAAACUCAAUUCAUAUGCUCUGGGCUUUAUUGUUUACUGAGCCUUUUAAUUUUCUCUUAUCCUGCUGUAAUUAUACAGCAGGGUAAGGUUUUGAUAUACAAUAUAAACUGUUGGUGUACAUUCUUGUUGUGAAAAUAAGAGCAGUGUGCCAGGAAUUCUCUGUACAUCUUACUCAGUAAAAUCAACAUUCCUCAA